AUGUCUUCUCCCGGUAAUGUGUUACCUCAAGGUGCAGGUUAUGGGAUAGGCCUGUUUUUUAGUGCUUUCAUGUUACUUCUGACAACGAUACAAGCACGAUAUACGGCGUUUUCGCCGAAGAGUUCGGAGGAGUUUAGUAGCGCUUCUAGGAGUGUCAAACCUGGAUUGAUUGCUUCGGGCAUAGUUUCUGCGUGGACUUGGGCAGCAACUUUGCUUCAAAGCAGUGCCGUUGCGUAUAAAUAUGGAAUUAGUGGUCCUUGGUGGUACGGAGCAGGCGCUACUAUACAAGUACUUUUGUUCGCAAUGCUUGCGGCAAAGCUCAAGUUGAACGCUCCAUAUGCACACACAUGGCUCGAGAUCGUCGGUACCAGAUGGGGAAAGACAGCUCAUUUGAUCUUCAUGUUCUUCGGUCUUGCUACCAACAUCAUAGUCAGCUCGAUGCUAAUUCUUGGAGGAAGUGCUACUGUUACUGACCUUACUGGGAUGGAUACCCUCGCCGCAUGUUUCCUCAUUCCUCUUGGAGUAGUGAUCUAUGUGAUUGUCGGUGGAAUGCGGUCUACGUUGUUAUGCGACUAUACUCAUACGACUGUUCUCUUCGCAAUCAUCCUCACCUUCGUCUUCACGGUUUAUACCACAAGUCCCAAAAUUGGUAGCACAAGGCGUAUGCAUGAACUACUCACUGCAGCAGCCGGUGCUACCCCCGUCCCCGGAAAUGCGCACGGGUCCUAUCUCACCAUGAGAUCUAAGGACGGGCUCAUAUUCGGUGUCAUUAACAUCAUCGGAAACUUUGCCACCGUUUUUCAAGACCAGGCCUACUGGCAAAGAGCGAUUGCAAGCCGGCCUGAAACCACAGUCAAAGCGUAUCUUGUAGGGGGAUUAGCUUGGUUUGCCAUCCCGUUCACAUUCGCCACCACCCUCGGAUUGUCAGCGGUCGCAUUGCGAGGAGACCCGGAUAUGAGACCGCUCUCCGCGGCAGAUGUGUCUGCGGGGCUUCCCGCCGCUGCAGCUGCAGCCGCGCUCAUGGGUCAAGCCGGGGCCGCGGCUCUCCUGGUGCUCUUGUUCCUUGCUGUGACGAGUGCCACUUCAGCAGAAUUAAUUGCUGUCAGCAGCUUGUUAACAUAUGAUGUGUUCAAGAAAUAUAUCAAGCCUAAUGCCACGGAUAGUCAACUUUUGCAAGUGGGACAUUACAUGGUUGGCCUUUAUGGUCUUGUCAUGGCGCUUGCAGGCCUAAUCUUCUUCUAUAUUGGCGUAUCGAUGGGCUGGUUAUACACAUUCAUGGGUGUAAUUCUAGGCUCCGGGGUCGUUCCCAUUGCACUUUGUAUCACAUGGAGUAAAGCUAACAAGUGGGGAUGUAUAAUCGCCUCAAUUGCUGGUUUUUUUGCUGGUUUACUGGCGUGGUUGGUAACGACGAGUACGCUCUAUGCAGGCGUCAUCAACGUCACAACUACAGGAGGUGAACAAAAUUUCCCUAUGCUCGCUGGUAAUUUGGCGUCGAUCGGUGUUGGUGGAAUAAUUGCUACGGUUACUUCGUUGAUUUGGCCUGAUGACUUUGAUUUCGACAUUACUAGAGCCAUCAACAAUCCUUCGGCAACCAAUCCCAAUCCUGUUAAGUCGGAGGAAAUGAAACAAGAAGGUAAAACCGAGGCUGAAGAUUUCGAGAGGAAAGAAGAAAUUAGAGAAAGUGAGGAGGCGGCGUCACCGUCUGUCAUUGACUCGACGAUUGCGACGGAGGAGCAAGAAGAACUGGAUCCUGUUAAGCUUAAGUCAGCCUUCAGGUUUGCUGCAUGGUCUUCUCUGGGCUUGCUCCUGGUUCUGAUCAUACUCAUCCCUCUACCACUCUUCUUUGCGCAGACAAUAUACGGCGUAGGAGGAUUGUCGGCUUGGGUCAUUAUAGGAUUGAUAUGGACGUUUAUGUCUGCCUUCUCGGUGGUCCUGUAUCCUCUUUGGGAAAGUCGGGAGGCGUUGCAUCAGAUAGGAGCAGGAAUCAUAAAGGAUAUUUUCGUAAAAGGAAGUGGAAAAUAUGUACCGCCAUUUACUUCACAAGCCUAG
This is a messenger RNA of Lentinula edodes (shiitake mushroom), 2049 nucleotides long. RefSeq names its product urea transporter. Gene Ontology annotation, biological process: urea transmembrane transport. Gene Ontology annotation, molecular function: urea transmembrane transporter activity. NCBI's taxonomy places the organism in Eukaryota, Fungi, Basidiomycota, Agaricomycetes, Agaricales, Omphalotaceae. Gene Ontology annotation, cellular component: plasma membrane. The record is from RefSeq and is a predicted model, not a curated record. The transcript has 19 exons. Bases 1 to 2049 code for a protein of 682 amino acids.